AUGGGUGAUAUUCCAUUGACUGGUGAACCGGAGAGAUCAGUGGAUGCUACUGUCACAAUAAGUGAUGUUGUAAUUGAUUCACCUCACAAGAUCUUCGUUGGUGGAAUUUCAGACCAUCUUUCUUCUGAGAUGCUUAUGGAGAUUGCUAGUGCGUUUGGAUCUUUGAAGGCUUAUCACUUCGAAAACAACCUCAGCAAUGGAUCACGUGCUUUUCUGGAGUAUGUGGAUCACUCUGUUUCCAUCAAAGCUUGUGCUGGUAUGAAUGGUAUGAAGCUGGGAGGGGAAGUACUUACAGUUGUUCAGGCAAUGCCUGACGCAUCACCUUCGGGAAAUGCUGGUGAACCAUCUUAUGAGAUUCCAGAGCAUGCAAAACCACUGCUUGGAAAGCCUACACAAGUACUAGAGAUUAAAAAUGUGUUUGCAGCGGAGUCUAUUUUGUCUCUAUCUGACGUGACAAUUGAAGAAAUUUUGGAUGAUGUACGAUUAGAAUGUGCAAGAUUUGGGACUAUUAAAUCAAUUAAUGUAGUCAAGCAUAGGAGCGAAAAGAAUUUAGCAACCAAAUUAGAAGAAUGUGAAGUCAUAGAUAAAGUGGAAUCUAAAGUUUUUCAAGGCACCAACAGUAUCACUAAUAAUACAGAAUCUAGUUUUUCUGACAAGGGAACUGACCCCAAAUCUGAAGCAACAAAUGGGGUUGAAUUUCAUGAGGACAAAGAGUUGGAAGAAUAUAAAGUUGGUGAUGCUAUCAAUGUUAAUACUGAUAAAAAUGCUGAAGUUUUUCAGCAUAAAUCAUGUCUAGAACACCUUGUGAGUGAUACAGCUGUUGAAGAUGUGGGCAAUAAGAGCAUACCUUGUGAAAUGAUUCAGGAAUGUCCUAUUCAACAGGAUACAUCCAAUGACGUGCCAGAAUUGCAUGAUAAAAUGGUUGCUAAGGAUAUUGAUAAUAAGAUUGUGGGGGACAACAUGGAUUCAAAAGGCACAGUUUCUGCAUUUCCGGAAGGCUUUUCUGGACAGGAUACUAGUUCAGAAUUAGUUGGCCCCCAAAAGGGCAUUGAUACGAAAGAUUGUCUUAAUACUCAUGUAUUUGAACCAGGUUCUGUUCUUGUUGAGUAUGGAAGAGCCGAAGCAUGUUGUGCAGCAGCACACUCUUUGCAUGGACGAUUGUUUGAUGGCAGAACGGUGAUGGUGGAGUAUGUUGCUCGGAGUCUAUACAAAGCAAGAUUUACAAAAUGA
Sphenostylis stenocarpa is the source of this 1230-nucleotide messenger RNA. NCBI's taxonomy places the organism in Eukaryota, Viridiplantae, Streptophyta, Magnoliopsida, Fabales, Fabaceae. The record is from the annotation of a GenBank genome assembly.